This is a messenger RNA of Camponotus floridanus (Florida carpenter ant), 1588 nucleotides long. It is a transcript of the gene Nop56, whose product is annotated as nucleolar protein 56. The record is from RefSeq and is a predicted model, not a curated record. The transcript is spliced from 3 exons. Gene Ontology annotation, molecular function: snoRNA binding. Gene Ontology annotation, cellular component: box C/D methylation guide snoRNP complex; small-subunit processome. The coding region runs from base 110 to 1573 and encodes 487 amino acids. Lineage: Eukaryota; Metazoa; Arthropoda; Insecta; Hymenoptera; Formicidae.
UCCGUUCUAGCUGGAUGAUAAGCUUGGAUAUGCUUGCUUCUCUCUGACUUGGAUAAGAAAAUAAAAUCUUUGUAAAAUACAAAAUACAAAGAUAUAGAAUUAUUACAAAAUGUCGAAGCUCUUCAUUCUGUUUGAACAUGCCAGUGGAUAUGCUCUAUUUCGUGUUAAAGAAUUCGAAGAGAUUGGAAUGUUAUUACCUCAAGUGGAACAAUCUAUAACAGAUCUAUCGCUUUUCCGUAAUGUCGUGAAACUCGUUGGAUUUGCACCUUUCAAGUCAGGACUGGCUGCUCUUGAAAAUAUCAACAAUAUUUCCGAAGGGAUUGUCUCGGAGCACCUGAAACUUUUUUUAGAUUCUUCCUCUCAUGAAUUCACCAAGGAUAGCAUCCUUGGUGUUGCAGAUCCUAAACUCGGCGCUAGUAUCACUGAAACUUUAAAUAUAAAAUGCGAUCAUCUCAAUGCUGUCCCUGAGAUCAUUAGAGGAAUAAGAUAUCAUUUUCAUCAUUUCGUGAAAGGCUUUACUUCUGAAGAUUCAAUAACUGCGCAAAAAGGUCUUGGACAUAGUUACUCAAGAGCUAAAGUUAAAUUCAAUGUGAAUCGAGUAGAUAAUAUGAUCAUACAGAGCAUAACUUUGCUGGAUCAAUUAGACAAAGAUAUUAAUACCUUCAGCAUGCGUAUACGUGAAUGGUAUAGCUAUCACUUCCCAGAACUUGCAAAGAUAGUUCCAGAAAAUUAUAUGUAUGCAAGGGUAGCACAAGUGUUACAAAACAGAAAAGAAUUAACGGACGAUAAAAUAUCUGCAUUAGAAGAAGUUGUUAUGGAUGAUGCAAAAGCAAAGAUGAUCGUCAAUGCAGCCAAGUCAUCCAUGGGAAUGGAUAUAAAUGUGACCGAUUUGAUGAAUGUUCAACAGUUUGCUAAACGUGUUAUCGCAUUAGUAGACUAUAGAAAGAAAAUGUCUAGAUAUUUAACAUCAAAAAUGGAAGGAGUGGCACCAAAUCUAGCUUCUUUAAUCGGAGAUCAAGUCGGCGCCAGAUUAAUAGCACACGCUGGAUCACUAACUAAUUUAGCAAAGGUUCCAGCCUCUACUGUUCAAAUAUUGGGAGCAGAAAAAGCUCUAUUCAGAGCAUUAAAAAGCCGUGGUAAAGCAAAUACUCCAAAAUAUGGACUUUUGUUCCAUUCCACAUUUAUUGGUCGUGCUGGUACCAAAAAUAGAGGUCGAAUCGCAAGAUUUCUGGCGAAUAAAUGCUCCAUUGCUUCUAGAAUUGACUGUUUCACUGAAACACCAUUGAAAGUAUUUGGUGAAAAAUUACGACAGCAAGUAGAAGACAGAUUAGUGUAUUUUACAACUGGUAAGGAACCAAAGAAAAAUGUAGACGUGAUGAGAGAAGCAUUAGAAGAAACAGCACAUAUGUUGGCUACUAUGGAAAAAGAGAAGAAAGAAAAAAAGAAAAAGAGAAAAAGCAAAGUGCUCGAAAAUGGCCAGGAAAAUGGACAUAUUGAAAACGGCGAAGCAGAAGUGGAUACAUCUUUACAGAAAAAGAAAAAGAAAAAAAAAUCGAAACACGUUGAUGAAUAAAAAUUUGUUUCUCUU